AUCCAUUCAAGUCUCACGGCAGAAAAAGGCGUCAUUAAAAGGUAAAGAAGAAACUCCUCUCUCGGAGGAGAUGCACAGAGGAAGCCGGCAACAAGUGCCGGCCCUCGGGCGCCCCGGGGAGCUGGCACCGGCUCUGGCCCAGCCUGCGCUGCCUCCUCUCCCUCCCUCUUUGGCACACAUGUAACACGAAACUUCGCAUCUCCACGACAACCAGCAACAAAAAAAAAAAAAAAAAAAAAAAGAAAGAAAGGCAGAGACAACAGCUGGCUGUCAGCAGCGGAGCAGAGAGGAACCGAGCGAGCAGCGAGCCGCAGGAUGAGGGGAGAGAUGACGUGAAAAGUUUAAGAAGACGAAAGAAAAACAAGAGGAGAAGCAGAGCUGGCGGUCGGGAGCCAAGAACAGAAAGCACAAAUCAUUUCACCUCUGCCUCAUCCACCAUGCCUUAGAAUGGAAUCAAAAUUGAAAACCUGUUGACACAGAAUCCUGCAGCACUAAGGAUAAAGCAGCUGUUUCUGGAGAAGCUCACUUGGGCAUAAAGCCUGGAGAGGUUGUGACAGAAUGUCUUCUGAAAGCUUUCUGAAGGAAGUUCAAGCCAUUGGUGAGAAGUUUCUCCUCAAGCUCCAGAAACUGCCCAAGGCUGAGCCAGUGGAGAUUGUCAGCUUUUCUGUGGUUCUUCUGUUUAUUGUUACUGUGCUGGUGCUCACGGUCAUUGCCUGCAGUUGCUGCUGCUGUGGCUGUGAUGGACGCCCUGAGCCCAGACGCAAGAGCCAAGUCAGCCCAGCUGCCCAUUCCUGAAGUGACACGAGCUGCUAUGCAGGACACACAUGGACAUCAGCAUCAGUGCUAUGGGAAUGGCUUUCCACACUAGCCCACUGAAAAUGGCAAUAACAAGAUUAAUGAACACGACUCAAAGGACCAGAAAUCACAGCAGGGAGUUCCUUCUCUCUGUGACAGCCACUACUGUGACAAGGAAGGUAAAGCUCCUUCACCAUCACUGUGUCCCUCUUCUGGGCUGGGAUGGGGUGGGAGGACAUGGACACAGAUUGCUGAGAAAAGAGAGAGCUUUCCCAAAGACAGCCCUGCAGCUGGGCCAGCUGAGGAUCCCCCCAUGGACACGGAGCCAUGGAGCAAAGCAGAGGCCACGCACACAGCCACACACGAGGCACUGCCUGCUCUCCUCACCACAAGGAUGGUACUGGGCAUUAGCAAAACCCAUUGACACCACUGGGAGGUCCAAUUGCUCAGGUCAUCGUGGAUCAAGGCCAGACUUGCUCCAGGAGACAUGUUUAGCUGAGAUAUCUGCUGGAAAGAACAAAUGGUGGACCCUCUCAUCCAGAUGUGCCAGCUGAGGCUCUGAGUACAGCUGGUGUCAUUUCAUUGGUGAUGUGAUGAUGGGAAAUUGCCAAAGGAGAAAACAGAUCAUAUGGAAUACUCUUUGUAAAUAGAAAGAUGAUGGCAAAAGGGAAAAACUCACCAAUCCUAUGGCUUAUUUUGAUCAUUCUCUGUUCAACAUGCUCCCUCUCCACCCCCUGUGGUUCCUCUCUUCUGCUUAUUGCAGAUGAAUGGCUCUUGCAGAGCAUGGGAGCUCCAGGAGAUGAACAAAUCCCAAUCCUUACUUGAGGGAUCUCUGUGCCUGACUCUCUGCACUGUGUGCAGUUUAUUUUAGUAGCCAUGAACAUGAUGCCAAGGGUGUGUUUAUGAGCAAGCACAGAGGCAUUUCAGAGGAGUGACACUUGAUGGGAGCCAUCACUUCAGGGUAUGUGCACAGCAGCUGACAGCGGGCACUGUGACAGAGCAGAGCCAAGAAUGGGCUGCUGGGCUGGAGUUAACAAGUGCAAAUAAAUCCCUCUUCCAUGCUGCAGCCACUGUGCAUGUUUGGUUUACACUCCAGUGAACUUCCGAAAGGGAUUUACCGACACACAAGGCUGAGGCACAGGCCACCCCUUCCACAACUGGCACAGCACAAGAAGGCCACAAUUCUGCACUAAACUCUGAACCACUGGUGUCUCAGCACCAAAUGGGAGACCAGCCAUCUUUGUGAGAAGGUAUAAACAAUUACAUGAAUAUAGAGAAGUCAUCUUUUGCCUCUGUAUCCCAACUAAGUGUAUGUACCAACGCCAAUGUCUAGCUAGGGAGAACAGAAUCAUCAAGGUUUUAACAGUGGGCUUUAAAAUACUCUUUACACUUCAGGAGUUACAGAAAAAUAAAGAAGUCUCUGUAUAGAAAUGUAUUUUCUCUGUUGCCUGCACCCAUAUUAGUAAAAGGCACAUUACUUCA
Molecule: messenger RNA, 2277 nt
Organism: Melospiza melodia melodia
Lineage: Eukaryota; Metazoa; Chordata; Aves; Passeriformes; Passerellidae
Gene: SMIM5
Product: small integral membrane protein 5
Exons: 4
Coding region: 559-795 (78 amino acids)
Source: RefSeq, a predicted model, not a curated record